Phymastichus coffea is the source of this 3551-nucleotide messenger RNA. RefSeq names its product probable E3 ubiquitin-protein ligase makorin-1. Gene Ontology annotation, molecular function: metal ion binding; ubiquitin protein ligase activity. The transcript is spliced from 6 exons. The record is from RefSeq and is a predicted model, not a curated record. Gene Ontology annotation, biological process: protein polyubiquitination. Bases 677 to 1930 code for a protein of 417 amino acids. Lineage: Eukaryota; Metazoa; Arthropoda; Insecta; Hymenoptera; Eulophidae.
GUCAGAUUGCACCCCUGUCGUAGUAGCGCGGAAUAAGGACACUGGGUGUUGCACGUUGCGCCAAAACGGAGCCGUGGAGGAUAUAAAUUGUAUAUAACGGGCCAGUACUUGUAUGACAGUUAGAAACGAGCACACGCAGGAGCAAAUCGCACUUUCGCAAGUUCAAAUAUCUAAAGUGUUCGCGCCAGAUCUGCCGACAGAUAUCACAAUCGUUCUUGCUUGUCAGCUUACUCGGCAGCUUGCGUGUGUAUGUGAGCCCGUACAUGAAGCAAAACGCAAAUCGGUGGUCAGUGUGCAUUUGCGCAAGUUCGAGAAGCCAAGAGUGACGGAGAGGACAAAUACAUCCGUGUUGGAGGGGCAGGUGCGACAGCGAUCGCAACGACGACUGGCAACAUACACGUGUACGUUUGAGAGAGAGAGAGUAGAACACGGAUUCUCUCCUGUGUAUCCCUAACAACUUCAGCAGCAGAAGGGUCGAGGGCAUUGACGUGUUAACGGUACCUCGCUCUCACUCUCGCGCGGCUUCCGAAAGGGCCAUCAUCUCUACACGCGCGUCGAAGCGACUUGAAGCUGAAAAUUAAGAGUGACUUGAUUAAAGUGCUACUGCUGCUGCCACCGCUGCUGCUGCCAGGGAGAGGUUCGUCGUCGCCAGAGAAUACCUAGGAUUCAAAAGAAAAUGGCCGACAAUUGGUCAACACAAACUGUCGCUUGCCGGUAUUUUAGAUCUGGACGUUGUCGUGAAGGUGCAAACUGCAGAUAUAGACAUACGCUCUCUGGCAGAAAUGAAGUAGCACUUAGUGAAUCUGGUAGUUCACAGGGCUCUUCGACACAGCAAAUCUGUCGGUAUUUCAGACAAGGUAUCUGCAGAUAUGGUACUCAAUGUCGAUUCCUUCAUAUUACAAGUAACCAGUCAGAAAGGUCCAGUACUGAAAUUCCAUCAAUUAGUACAGUGGCUUCUUUGGAUAAAACUAUAGAUGCCACAUCAGGUGCUGUAUCAGAAGAAUGGGUAAAUGCUCCAGAAUUCAUACCAACUUCAGGGAAUACAACUACAAAUGAUGCACAGGAGAAUCCUUUUGCAGAAGAUGUUGCAUCAGGAACAACAGAACCAUUAUCCUAUGCCCAAGCAGUUAAUCCAGGUUCCACAGGAGUGCAAGGAUCAUUCUCAUACUUAGAUCCACUAUGCCCAUAUGCAGAAGCUACUGGAAUAUGUAAAAAACCGAAUUGCGGAAACCUUCACGGUGAUAUGUGCGAUAUGUGUAACAAACAGGCACUUCAUCCUUACAAUGAAGAAUCAAGGAAAAGACACAGUAAUGCUUGCGUGAGACAGCAUGAAAUAAAUAUGGAAUUAUCGUUUGCAAUUCAGCGUAGUCGGGAGAAAACAUGUGGUGUGUGUUUUGAAACGAUUAUGGAAAAGUCAUCACGCGAGCAAAGGUUUGGUAUAUUACCAAAUUGCAAUCACUGCUUCUGUUUAUCUUGCAUUCGAAAGUGGCGCCAAGCAAAGCAAUUCGACAAUAAAAUCAUCAGGGCCUGCCCAGAGUGUCGUGUUCCUUCAGACUUCAUCUGUCCUAGUAUGUAUUGGGUGGAUACAAAAGAGGAAAAAGAUAAACUUAUCACAGAUUACAAGUCUGCUUUAAGUACCAAAGAUUGCAAGUACUUUAGCAAAGGCAGAGGCAAAUGUCCGUUUGGUAAUAAAUGUUUCUACCUUCAUGCAUUACCCGAUGGCACGAAGACUGACGUCGGUCCUCCUGUCCGGCAACGUCGUAAUGCUGACAACGAUAUUGAUAUAUUCAGGCAACUGUUGCUUUGGGACUUUAUGGACGAUAGGGACAACUUUUGGAUGUACAACAUCGACGACCUCCAGGACAUCGUCAACAUCGUUUCCGACUCUGAUGACUCCGACUGGUCUGAAUAUGACCUUUACUUCGAUUAGUUUCCCCACCUAUUCCAUUUCAAGAGUUGCCACUUUGCCAUUGCAAGAGGAUUCUGUAUGCCCUUUGUAUUGUGAAACAGUUUUAGCGAAAUGAGAGGACCUCCAAAUACACGCAAAAUAAUGAAGAAAAAAGAAGCUGAAUUGUUAAAGAUCACUACUCGCUAUUGCGUAAAUCUUCUCUGUUCAACUUUAAACUUUUUUGGAGUUACCCCAUUCACAUUCGCGCUAAUAUUAAAUGCGAGGCUGGAUCUAUUCAUUUGGUACAAUUUGAUAGCACGACACGCUUAUGAGAGGCGCUUACUGAAGAUUAAGGAAUUAAUUAAAAGAAAAAUUACGUCACUGUAUGAAAAAACUUUGCAAUCUUCGUUCGAAGAACUUGUACAGUACUAGCUUGCUGCUCUCAAAUUGUUUUUAAAAUAAUAAUCGUUGACGUUGUUGAAUAUCCUAUUGUGCUGUUAUUAACCUCAAAAGGUCGUUAUAUGCUUAUUUAUUUAUUUUUUUUGAAAAAUUCUAGCAGUAUCGCUGAUUCAUCUUUGUUAAUUAUCACCGAGGCAUACGUAAAUCUGUUGAUGUUGUGUUUUCUUAAAGUGGAGCAGCAAGCUAGUUCUCGGAUUUUCAUUUAAACGAAAAUAACGAUUCGGGAAAAAAGUGAAAGAGGUUCGCUCGUUCGUUCACACAGGUGUUUUUUCUAGCGAGUCUUAGCUUUCUUCGUCCGCUGAUAUUUUUUUAGGCUAAAUAUCAUAAAAUAUAUAUAAAAAAUUAAUAAAACGUAACUGAAAAAAAUACGAUGAUAAGUUUUUGCUCGCUGUUAUAGCAUGUACGCGUUCAUGAACGUGUCCUUUGGUCUGAAUAAACUGCGAACCUAGCACAUUUCCAGAAUAAUACGUAAUCUCUAGAUUAACAUUACCUGGGCUGUGCGAUCGCACAGAUAUUGUCUGCGUAUCUUAGAUGUUAAUUUGUAUAUUUAGCCAAGCUCGAUGGACCAGGAAAACAUUGAUGAUUGGCUUCAGAUCCGUUUCUUACGAUAAUAUAUUUUUGUUAUUGGAAGUAAUAAAGUAGUUCGUAUCCUCCACGAACCGUGAGACAAAUUUUUAUCGUAGUAAUACUCUUUACGCUCUCGAUUCAAGGUCAAACAAAAAGAAAAUGAACGAAUAGCGCUCUUGUUCAUUUUUGAAACCUCUGACGAGGCACUAAACAUACAAAUUGACAGUAUAGAAAUACACUGAGCACUAUCGUUAAGUAUCGAUACAUCUUAACUGUAGCAGCUUUCUUUAGAAUUUAUUUUUAAGAGGUCAAAUAAAUAUUGGAAAAAAAUUUUAACGAAUUUACACAAUUUGCUUGAUAAAUCUUUGGCUCCUUAAGAUGCCGUUACACGCGUACGUUAUACACUGUAAAAUUCUAAUAAGGUACUUAAAAAAUCAUCAAGUCACCGUAAAAUACUACGUUGUCAUUGUGGGUAAAAAGCAAUUUAAGGCCACCUUUUUUUUCAAUCGAUUCACUAAUACUAUACGUAUGCUCCUGGCAGUGAUGAGUUAGUUUAAAAACAAACGAAAAAAAUAUCGUCUCAAAAUUGAAAAAUUACUCCUAUUUUAAAAAUAAAUCUAGUUUUUGAUUUACUCAA